Molecule: messenger RNA, 6762 nt
Organism: Periconia digitata
Lineage: Eukaryota; Fungi; Ascomycota; Dothideomycetes; Pleosporales; Periconiaceae
Source: the annotation of a GenBank genome assembly
UACCCUAAACAGUACAUAUUCUUCACUUUAAUACAUCUCUGCCUCCUUUUUCCCUACAACAUGGCGCCUCGACGGGGAGGGCAGCCCUUUCGCCGGGUUGGCAAGCAGGGUAACACAUCCUAUGGCCCACGGAAGUCGAAAACAGUGGACGGCUCUACAUUACGCAGUACAGAAGCCACAUCACAAAAUGAGAAACUCGAAGCCGUACGACUCGCGAACCGUAUUGAUGAAUCCAUGGGCUUUCCCCGCUACGAUUCCGGCAAGAAGAAGGUGGGAUGGUUAUGCAACAUGCACUCCACCACAGUCGAAGACGAGAAUGUCCCAGGGGGCAAGGCCGGUGUCGACUAUUACUUCAUUGGCGACGAUGGCGACACAUUCAAAGCUACACUCGAAUACGACCCGUAUUUCCUACUUGCUGUGAAGAAAGGCCACGAGCCGGAGGUGGAAGAAUACUGCAGAAGAGGCUUUGAAGGUCUAGUCAAGUCGAUGAAGAGAGUCGAGAAGGAAGAUUUGAGCAUGCCGAAUCAUCUUACGGGGUAUAGGAGGACCUUUCUGAUGCUCAGCUUUGCGAAUGUGAACGACCUGCUUGCCGUGAGAAAGGUACUGGCGCCCGUGGUGGAGAAGAACAAGAAGAAUGUUAAUGCAAUGGAUACAUACGUGGAGGUGGCUAGUACGAAUGCCGAUUUCGAUAUCUUUAAUGACGAUUAUGAACACGAGAAACGAUACACAGCGACGAUUGAUGCUAGCGAUUUUGUUCUUGAUAUCCGGGAAUACGAUGUUCCCUACCAUGUACGAGUAGCUAUCGACAAAGAUGUACGGAUUGGAAAAUGGUACACUGUCGAGGCAAAGCACGGAGUCGUCUCUAUGACAUGCAUAGAAGACCGACUCAAACCCGCGGAUCCUGUUGUUAUGGCAUACGAUAUUGAGACGACAAAGCUUCCGUUGAAGUUUCCCGACCCUGUCAUUGAUCAAAUUAUGAUGAUAUCGUACAUGAUCGAUGGCCAAGGAUUUCUCAUCACCAAUCGCGAAAUUGUGUCGGAAGAUAUCGCCGAUUUCGACUACACGCCCAAACCCGAGUAUCAGGGUCCCUUCAUGAUUUUCAAUGAACCAGACGAGAAAGCGGUGAUUGAAAGGUUCUUUGAACACAUAAAAGAGGCGAAGCCUACUGUCAUUGUCACUUACAACGGUGACUUUUUCGAUUGGCCUUUUGUUGAAGCGAGAUCGAGCGUGUUGGGCAUCGACAUGUAUCAAGAGAUCGGGUUCCGCAAAAACAGUGAAGAUGUAUACCACUCUGAUCACUGUGCCCACAUGGACGCUUUCGCAUGGGUCUCUCGAGACAGUUACCUCCCUCAAGGAAGUCGUGGUCUCAAAGCAGUGACAGUCGCGAAAUUAGGGUACGAUCCGGAUGAGCUAGAUCCCGAAUUGAUGACUCCGUAUGCGAGCGAACGACCCCAGGUGUUGGCUGAAUAUUCCGUCUCCGAUGCUGUGGCCACGUACUACCUAUACAUGAAAUACGUGCAUCCAUUUAUCUUCGCUUUGUGUACAAUCUUGCCACUAGGACCGGACGACACACUACGAAAGGGUACAGGUACUCUCUGCGAGAUGUUGCUCAUGGUUCAAGCAUAUCAAAAAGGUAUUGUGCUUCCAAACAAACACCAGGCACCAAAGGAGGCCUUCUGGGAUGGUCACUUGCUAGAGUCCGAAACGUACGUUGGUGGUCACGUUGAAAGUAUCGAAGCUGGCGUCUUCAGAAGUGACAUUCCGUACAACUUUGCAGUGGACCCCGCCGCAAUCGACGAGUUGCUGGGUGACCUUGACGCAGCGCUACAGUUCAGUAUUGUGGUAGAAGAGAAAAAGAAGCUCGAGGAUGUUACCAACUACGAGGAGGUCAAGGCACAGAUCACAGAGAAAUUGAUGGACCUGAAAACGACACCAAACAGAAGCGAACAGCCACUAAUAUACCAUUUGGACGUCGCUUCUAUGUAUCCCAAUAUUAUGACCACGAACCGACUACAGCCUGACUCUAUGAUUAAGGAAUCGGACUGCGCUGCUUGCGAUUUCAAUCGUCCGGGAAAGACUUGCGAUCGGAGAAUGCCUUGGUCAUGGAGAGGAGAGUUCUUGCCUGCGAAACGAGACGAAUACAACAUGGUUCGAAACGCGUUGGAAAAUGAGAGGUUUCCGGGCAAGUACCCUAAUUCGCCUUCACGGACGUUUCAAGAAUUAUCUCCGGACGAACAAGCCAAUCUUGUAAAAAAGCGAUUACAAGAAUUCAGCAAAAAGAUCUACCACAAGAUUCACGAAUCGAAAACCACUGAGCGGGAGGCUAUCAUCUGCCAACGUGAAAACCCAUUCUACAUCAACACUGUCCGUGACUUCCGUGACCGACGCUACGACUACAAGGGGAAACAAAAAGUCUGGAAGGGCAAAACUGACUCGUUGAAGUCUGCUGGCGCACCUGCCCACGAAGUCGAAGACGCCAAGAAGAUGAUCGUCCUGUACGAUUCUAUGCAGUUGGCUCACAAAGUUAUCCUGAACAGUUUCUACGGCUACGUCAUGAGAAAAGGUUCCCGAUGGUACUCUUUAGAAAUGGCUGGUGUGACUUGCUUGACAGGCGCCAGAAUUAUCCAGGUCGCACGACAGUUGGUGGAGAGAAUUGGACGGCCUCUCGAGCUUGAUACCGAUGGUAUCUGGUGCAUGUUACCCGCCACAUUCCCGGAAAACUUUGCGUUCAAGCUGAACAAUGGCAAAAAGAUGCCCAUCUCGUAUCCUUGUGUCAUGUUGAACCACUUGGUACAUGCCAAAUUCACCAACCACCAGUACGAAACGCUUGUCGACCCCGAAACUUUCCGUUACGAAAAACACAGUGAUAACUCCAUCUUCUUCGAAGUCGACGGACCGUACAAAGCCAUGAUUUUGCCCACUUCUAAGGAAGAGGAUAAGAAUUUGAAAAAGCGAUAUGCUGUUUUCAAUCACGAUGGAAGUUUGGCCGAACUCAAAGGUUUUGAGGUCAAACGUCGUGGUGAGCUGAAACUUAUCAAGAACUUUCAGUCUCAGAUCUUCAAGUUCUUCUUGGAAGGCACCACGCUUACGGAAACGUACGGGGCAGUUGCUUCGGUAGCUAAUCGAUGGCUCGACAUCCUUGAUACACGAGGUGCGACUCUUGCAGAUGAAGAGCUAAUGGAUCUCAUUGUUGAAAAUAAGAACAUGAGCAAAACUUUGGAGGAGUACGGUAGCCAAAAGUCGACUUCUAUCACGACAGCUAAGCGACUCGCCGAGUUUCUGGGGGAGCAGAUGGUCAAGGAUAAGGGUCUGAACUGCAAAUACAUCAUCUCAGCAAGACCGAGGAACGCACCUGUCACUGAGCGCGCCGUGCCUGUUGCCAUCUUCUCUUCCGAAGACACUGUCAAGCGCUACUUCUUGAGAAAAUGGUUGAAAGAGGACCCAGGUGAUAUGGACCCUCGCAGCAUUCUUGAUUGGGACUACUACCGCGAGCGUCUAGCAUCUGUCAUUCAGAAACUGAUCACAAUCCCUGCUGCGCUACAAAAGAUACUGAACCCUUGCCCUCGAGUGCCCCAUCCGGAAUGGUUGGACAGACGGAUACGACAAAAGGAUGACAAGUUCCAGCAAAAGAAGAUGACUGACAUGUUUGAUAAAGCUCUGACAGUCGCAGACACAAACGUGCUGGGUAACAGAGUAGCCGCAGUUGAUCUUGAGGAUUUUGGAUCGGCAAAGACACCAGCCCUAUCUCAAAUGAAGAGAGGUGCUGUCACUAAGAUGGUCACAAAACGGAAAGAACCUGAACCUGCAGUACCUGUGCAGUCCGAUCCGUAUCACGCUUUACCGAAAGUCAUGCCUUCAAUCACGGAAGACUACUCAGGCUGGCUCAUGUAUCAGAAACAAAAGUGGAAAAUACAGAGACAAAAUCGACAACGUCGCCGGCAUCUGUACGGAGACAAACAAGUUGACGCUUCCGAUUCGAUCGCCGCUCAGUUUCGCAGACAGAACGAGCUUCUGUAUACGGGUGCCUGGCAGUUGGUCCAACUGCGUCCCUUGGAGACCCCAGGAAUGGUUCAGGCAUUUGUCUUGAUUGACAAGAAGAUCCACACUCUAAGAAUUAUUGUACCGCGGCAGUUGUACUUGAACCUAAGAAGUGAUGAUUUGCCUGACGUAUCUCUUAACGGCUGCGAUGUUGAAAAGGUCAUCAAUCACACCUUGCCUAAUGGACAUCCUUCCAUACACCUCUUCAAAUUGCAGAUGUCGGAGCAAGCAUAUGUCGAUGAAUCUAAGAAGCUUGCGACGCUUUUCAAUCAUCCCAGUGUCGAAGGUGUCUACGAGAAGCAGAUGCCGCUCAGUACCCGAGCGAUCCUCGAACUUGGCAGUAUAUGUACGUUCGACGACUCACAGAAGGGCGCUUUAGGCAAAGGCCUUGAUCAGGGUUUCCAGCUCUCUACACUUCGAAAGAUGAUAUCAACAACGCCAUACCUUUCGGACACAUCCAUGAGCUAUAUAUACCUUUAUCACGUCAGUAGCGGAGACCGCGACAUAUAUGCUCUGCUUUCGACUUGGAAUAACGAAGGCCUGAUAAUCACUCAAAAGGACAGAGAAGAUGCCGAUGCGAUAAGCAAAGUCGACCGCAUGUACACGAAUGCCCUCCAGAGGCGACUGGAAGAAAACGGUGGUGAGCCAUGGCAAACAUGUGUGGAGUACCCUACCGAGAUGCAAUUCAAAUACGUCUGGCGGAAGAAUAGGCAGUUGGCUUUGACGCGAAUCGACAAGGAAAUUCGAAGGCUGAAGGAAGAGUGCACGGGUCCAUUGGUUGUGGCUAUUCAGGCCACGAACCACGCCAUGCUGUCCCACGAUAUUCACGUACUACGAGAUCUACCGAUCAUCACUCUACAGGCUGAUGAGUCCGACAAACAGACUUUGACACAGAUGCGAUGGCAAGCCAAUAUCUCCAAACGCAUAGUUAACCAUUACCUCGACCUUGGAUCCUGGAUCACGCACCUUACGGAACUGGCUCGCUACGGAGAUAUCCCCUUGUGUAAUCUGGAGAGUAACGAUCCUCAAUUCCUCAUCGAUGUCACCUAUGCAAGACGUCUGCAGAAAGAGAGGGUGAUUUUGUGGUGGUCUGCACGACCCAAGCCGGACCAUGCAGGGCACGAAAAGGACGACAUUCUCGGCCCGCUCGAGACUGUUGAGAUGCCGUCUAUCAACAAUCCCGGUACUUAUUCAUCUGUUUGUAUCGACAUCAAUCUUCGACAUCUGGCCAUUAACACGAUUCUCUCAUCCUCUCUGAUUAAUAAUCUGGAAGGAUCAGAGUCUUUCUCCUUCAACCCCGCGGCUCCCUCUUUCACCGCUGCCAACGACGGCACGAACGUUAUAUACUCCGACAACGCGUUCGCCACUGCAGGCAUCACCGUUCUACGUGAGAUGGUGAAGGCAUGGUGGAGCGAAGCCGCAAAAGGUGACUACAUGGCUGAUGUAAUGGUUCAGCAUCUCGUCCGUUGGGUUAGCAGCCCCGGCAGUUUCCUUUAUGACCGCGCGUUACAUUACUACGUGCAAAUGAUGUCUAAGAAGGCCCUGCAGCAGCUCAUGUCUGAUUUCAAACGCGUGGGCUCAAACAUCGUAUUUGCCUCCCCGUCUCGCCUCCUACUGCAAACUACCAAAGCCGAAGUCGGAAACGCUUACGCAUAUGCGGAGUACAUUCUGAAGACCAUUCAGGCGAAGCCGUUGUUCAACUUCUUAGAACUUGAGAUCAAGGAAUACUGGGACUACCUCGUAUGGUACGAUGAAUUCAACUACGGCGGAAAGGGGUGCGAGAAAGUUGUCGAAGAAGAGAAUCAAACGCUGGAGAACAUCAUGCAUUGGCAGCUCGCAUCAUUCCUUCCUGAGAGGCUGCAACCCACGUUCAACUCGUGGGUCGUCGAGUUUAUCGAAGUGAUGCAGGCGCGAAAGCGUCCACCCCUAGGUCCAGACGGGAGUGUUGCACGAGCAACACAAAUUCCACUCCGACCCCUAACUGUCGAUCCUAACGAAGCCACCCAAAUCCUCCCCAAGACUUUCACCAAACCUCUUUUCAAGCAAGUUUCAGCACAUCUCCGCCAACAUCAUCAAGAGAAAACCAGCGAUCUCUUCGCCGCGGAUUGGGACUUCCCCAAACUCCCCGGAAGCCAUCUCAACCUACGAAAUCCUGUGCUUCAACUCGUGAAGAGCCUGAUGCAGGUUCUCAGUCUGGAUCGCGCCAUCACGCUCGAAGUGCGUCUGCUACGCAAGGAACUAUUAAAUCUCUUCGAAAUCCGCGAAUUUAGCGCUGAAGCUGGAUUCCACAACCCCAGCGCCUCACUCAUACUACGCAGCCUCAUUUGCGACGAGUGUGCCGCAUCCCGCGACGUCGAUCUCUGUCGCGACGCCACACUCCUUCCCCCAACAGCCCCAGACCAGGCUGCCGCAGCGCCCGUCAAGCUCAACUACAAGUGCGAAGUCUGUCAAGCUUCAUUCCCGCAGAAUGCCAUCGAAGAACGUCUCGUGGCUGACGUGCAGAAGCUUGUCCUCAAGUGGAGCGUGCAGGAUCUCAAGUGUGCCAAGUGUAGCCGUUUGCGAAGCAAUGAGUUCAUGGAGCACUGCACGUGUGCGGGUGAGUGGGUGUGCACCAAGGAUCGGAAGGAGGUGCAUAGGAAGUUGGGAGUUUAUGGGGGGAUCGCUGGGUUUUUCGGCUUGCAUAUGCUGGGAGGUGUUGUGGGCGAGUGUUUGGAGGGAUUUUAA